AUGACUAUCUCUCAAGUGCCCUACCCGUCCCCUACCACUCUCAACAAGUUCCCCCAUGUGCAUGAUGACCCUUCAAAGAUGUCUCAUGCUUUGGACCCCUUUACUAUUACCACCUCCACAGGCUUUAUGCCAUAUGACACUGCCCCUACAGACCUUCCUGAUGCUUUCCAAGCUCUUCAGACUCUUGUAGAGCGCAUGCCCGUUCUCAAGCUUGAUGGCAAGCCCGGCUUGUUGGCUACCUAUGAGUUUGGUGCUGCCGUCGAGGCAGAAUUGCCUGACCUGACCAAUGAGGUUGAAAAGCUUUUCCUUGCUGAUGGUUCGAUUGAUCGCUUCACUAUGACCGCUGUCUUCCGGGACUACACAUUUGUGGCAUCGUCCUACCUGCUCGAGCCCUGCUGGGAGACCUGGUCCAAGAAUCCCGACAAUGGAUACGGCCUUGGUCGGCAGAUUUUGCCCAAGAAUGUUGCCCGUCCAAUGUAUCUCUGUGCUCAGAUCUUGGACCUUCCUCCUUUCAUGUCUUAUGCUGCCUCAUAUGCUCUCUUUAACUACACCUUUGCCGACCACUCUAAGGGUCUGUCGGACUAUUCUAAUCUGCGCUUGAUCCGCGGCUUUGAGUAUGGUCUGGACCCUAAGAGCUCCGAGGCAGGUUUCAUCUUGACUCACGUCGAUAUGGUUAAAAAGACUGGUCCACUCAUCAAUGGUGUCCUUCGAGUAGUCGAUACAAUCGAGCAGCGCGGUGCCCGCAAUGAGAUCAACGACGGCUUCCGGGAGAUCCUGACCGCAAUGGAGCAAAUUGAGGCAUCGAUGGAAGAUAUGUGGGGAAACUCCAAGCCAGCGGACUAUAUCUCUUUCCGCACCUUCAUCUUUGGCAUCACCAAACAAUCCAUGUUCCCGAACGGUGUAAUCUACGAUGGUGUCGAAGACAAUCACCCUCUCUCCUUCCGCGGCGAGAGCGGCGCCAACGACAGUAUUAUCCCCCUUCUAGAUCAUCUCUGCCAAAUUCCCAUGCCCGAAACUCCGCUCACCAAAAUCCUCCACGAAUUCCGCGCAUACCGCCCUGCUCCACACAGAGAGUUCCUUACCUACAUUCGCGAGAAAUCCGAGCAAAUCGGCGUUCGCGAAUACUCCGUUCAAGACUCCGAGACCGCAGUCCUGUUCUUGAGGGUCUUGAACCAUGUUCGCAGUUUCCGCUGGCGCCACUGGCUUUUUGCGCGCGAGUACAUUAUUCGUCGGACCCCCCAUCCUACCGCUACCGGUGGAAGUCCUAUUGUGACUUGGCUGCCUAACCAGCUGUCCGCGGUUAUGGAUCUUAUGAUUCAAAUCUAUGAAUCGUAUCUCGCGCCCAAGGAAGGAGUGACAGUUUUGAACGGAGGCCAGGAUCGCAUUGCUGGACACCGGAAGCAAGUUGAGCCUAUGAUGGAGCUUGUACGUGAUCAAAAGGAAAAGUUGGCGAAGGAGGUCGAGAAGUGGUGCCAGGAGCGGGGGGUUUGA
Molecule: messenger RNA, 1491 nt
Organism: Penicillium verhagenii
Lineage: Eukaryota; Fungi; Ascomycota; Eurotiomycetes; Eurotiales; Aspergillaceae
Product: indoleamine 2,3-dioxygenase family protein
Exons: 5
Coding region: 1-1491 (496 amino acids)
Molecular function (GO): metal ion binding; heme binding
Source: RefSeq, a predicted model, not a curated record